UGUCGGGCGUUCGUGAAUCGAAUACGAUGCAUGAUGCGAAUCGUGUCGCGUUCAAUCGUGUUUCGCAUCUUCUCCGUUGUCUCAUAUUCCGCGUUUCUAACGAGCGAUGGGCACCAGAAGUGUCAAAAAACGAAAGUGUCGCGCGUUUGGGCCAAGUAUGAAUCAAGACGAAUCCGUCGUGAGGAGGAUCUUGGCUCUCGAACUUUCGACAGCUGAUGUCGAGACGGAGCUGGACGAUGAGUCAAGCUGUACUCUUGUUUACUGUUUAUUCGCCCCUACAAUUCAGUAUUCGCGCCUCGUCCCCAUUACGUUCACAUAAUUAUCGAGCUAUACAUACAUUGGUAUCGUAGUGUAUGUCCACGUUGUAGAGAUGGCGUUUCGAAAAAUCAUGAGUUAAAUCGUGGACAUGGCCACUCUCAAUUCUCAAGUUUCUCUUUGAUAAUUAACAUACACAAAGCGAGCUGCGAACGUUCGGCGAGUCGUCGACGUCGUCGUGUCAUCGGGCUCACUCGUGCUGCUGCGAUAACAGAGGGAGAGACGACUCAAGGGCGAUCGCUCCAAUUAAUCGUUCCCGACCAACGACAAUCGCAACCGUCGGCGUCGCAUGACAUUCGUCGCCGGACUCGUCAUCGUCCAAAAAUACCGGUCGACGGCAGAACGAUCGAGAGGAAAGACUGGCUGAUCCUAUCGGUAGCGAUAUCGUUGAAGACAUCCCGACGCUACGAUGGAUAAGACGAAGCUGGUGAGCAACGAUCUGGAGCUGCCGCCGCUACGCAGCCUGGAUGACUUCCUGCUGGAGUCCGCGCGCUUCCAGCUGCCGAACCUCAAGGAUCUAGAGAAAUGGGGCAACCGAGUAGUUAACAAUCUCUUGUACUACCAGACUAAUUAUUUGUUUACAUCCGUUGUCAUCUUCCUUAUUGUUGGAUUGAUCCAUCCUGUCAAAAUGCUAGUUGGGAUGCUGGCUAUGUCAGCAAUUUUGGGUACAUUUGCUUAUGUAUCCAUGGAAGGAAGCACAAUACAUAACUUCAAGAGGCAAUAUCCUGUUGUUGGAGUAUUGUUUAUAAUAUUCGCAGGAUGUUUCAUAACGUAUACUCUGGGAUCUCUUCUAGUUUUUUUCCUGGGCAUUCUGUUACCUUUCUGUGUGACGUUUGUACACGCCUCACUGAGAUUAAGGAACAUUAAAAACAGGAUUGCCAAUAAAAUCGAGGGCAUCGGCUUGAAACGCACGCCAAUGGGAGUGUUUCUGAAACAUCUUGAAGAUGUGACUGGUUUGACUUUGCGUGCACAGACAGCACUCAUGCAACCGCCUCACUAAUAUCCCGCUUUCUGCAUCAAGUUCUCUAUCAAAAUUGACAAAAAAUUAAUGUCAAUAACCAUUAAUUUGCUGCCACUGCCGUUCUAAUUGGACUACAGUGUUCUGCACGAUAUUAGCGUAGUGAAAUAAAUUUCGUAGUAUUUUAAGAAUAUGAAUUGAACUGAUACUCGUGAUUGAAAGCAAGGAUUACUUGUGCUAUGUGAUUUUUAGACCGUUGUUAGAGCACCAAAUAUUUUUUUACAAUACCAAAUACUGAAUUUACACAUUUAUAUUAAGAACCAUGUUAUUUUCUCUUGUGAUUCUUAGGACUGUUUUAAUCAAGACAUAUAUAUUUUUUGAACGUUAUAUACAGCUUAAAUAAUAUCAUAUAUAUUUAAUUUAUAUUAUGUACAAUAAUAUUUAAAAAUCAAAGUGACUUAAGCUUUGUAUCUGUUACUUAUGAACAGACUACAUUUUGAAUUGAUUUGUGUAUAUAUAUUUAUAUAUAUGUAUAUAUUAUAUAAAUUACAUAUGUAAAACAUAUACACAAGGUAAAUUGUUUUCACAAAACUUUGUAUAUAUAUAUAUGUAUUAUAUCGUUUUUAUUC
This is a messenger RNA of Solenopsis invicta (red fire ant), 1902 nucleotides long. RefSeq names its product PRA1 family protein 3 (gene Jwa). Gene Ontology annotation, cellular component: membrane. The transcript is spliced from 4 exons. Bases 725 to 1315 code for a protein of 196 amino acids. The record is from RefSeq and is a predicted model, not a curated record. NCBI's taxonomy places the organism in Eukaryota, Metazoa, Arthropoda, Insecta, Hymenoptera, Formicidae.